Caenorhabditis auriculariae is the source of this 5001-nucleotide messenger RNA. Lineage: Eukaryota; Metazoa; Nematoda; Chromadorea; Rhabditida; Rhabditidae. The record is from the annotation of a GenBank genome assembly.
AUGCGCGCGCGGUUUCCUAUUGCGAUCCGAAGGCUGUCGAAGCAACGGCAACGAGAAGCAGUGGAAAGGCGGCGGACUUGGGAUCACGAGGUCAUAGGUUCGGUGCCCACGCUGUGCAAACUUUUUUUUGCAGUUUUUUCUUUUUUGGAUACUUUCGUGUCAGGGCUCCUUUUUCGAGUUUUGAGGCGUAUAAAAACGAAAACUCUGCGUUUUGAACCUAUUCGAACAGCUGGACUUGUUUUUGCCGCAAAUUUUAUUCAUGGAUUUUUUCGAGAUUUUCCAUGGGGAUGAGCAUGUGCGAAAAUUUUCACAAAAAUUUUUUUUCAAAACCCGUUUUUUUUUUCUUCUAAAAAGUUUUAUAAGCCCAACUAGUCAUAGUUACGCUGAUAUGGACAACAAAAAAAUAUUUUUCUCUGGCUUGUUCAGACCCCAGCGUCUACAUUCACUUUAUGAGGGAAAAAAAUCCAAGCUUUUUUUCCUACUUUCCGCUGAAGAUAUCAAAAAAAUCAAAACUUCUAAUUCAGAAAUAACACAAUUGGAACCGAAAUCCCCAAAUAAGUUACUUUCAAUGACAUUUUGAAAGUUCACAGGCAGUAAGAGAGUUUAUCGAGAGUGAACUUCGAAAAAAAUAAAAAUAAAAAAACCAGAAAAAAAUUUCUUUUUCAAAAAAAUUUACCUUUGUUGGACAUUCUCACUUCUUCCAUUUUGAGGAAACCACACAAAUCAACUUUUUCGGGCGGAAGGCGAUGACCAAAGGUAAGUCAAUUCAAAGCUGAAAGAAGUUUUUAGGAGAAAAACAAUUUUCUGUUGGUCAUAUCAGCGUAUCUAUUGUGGUGGCCCAAUGCCUUUCGUUGUUCAAGGUGGUUCAGUGAUAUAGAUAUAUUUAUUAUUAAUAUAUAGUUUCUCAGUCCGUAUGUAGAUAGGAGAAGUUGAGAGUCGGAGAGCGCCCGGUGAGGACGUUGGUGUCGCUUUUAUAGGGGGUUAGGGGUAGGCGGAGCUUCUGUCCGCGGAAUGGCCGCGACAUCUAUGUCUAGUUGAGCUUAUAAAACUUUUUAGAAGAAAAAAAAAACGGGUUUUGAAAAAAAAUUUUUGUGAAAGUUCUCGCACAUGCAUACCCAUGGAAAAUCUCGAAAAAAUCCAUGAAUGAAAUUUGCGGCAAAAACAAGUCCAGCUGUUCUGUUCGAAUAGAUUCAAAACGCAGAGUUUUCGUGUUUAAACGCCUCAAAACUCGAAAAAGGUGCCCUUACACGAAAGUAUCCAAAAAAGAAAAAACUGCAAAAAAAAGUUUGCACAGCGUGGGCACCGAACCUAUGACCUCGUGAUCCCCAGUCCGCCGCCUUUCCACUGCUUCUCGUUGCCGUUGCUUCGACAGCCUUCGGAUCGCAAUAGGAAACCGCGCGCGCAUUCUAUUGUGUGCGGCGGGGCUUUGAAAGGUCAUAUCUUGGCUUCAAAAUUUUUUCAAGAAUAAUUCGAGUUUUUUGUGUCCAGAGGGACAAGACCUAUAUACCCACCAAAAAUGAACUCAAUCGGAGACACUCAAAUUUUCGACUUUUGAGGGUCUAUAACUUUUUUCACAGACCUCCGCGGCAAUUUUUGAGACCUGAUUUGGAAUCAGCGUAAAAAACUACAUCUAGAAGGUCUUAUUGAGAGGUCCCACUGCGACCAGAGACCAUUCCCUGGUUAGCGUUAUAACUCGACUGAAAAACGAGAAAAAAAAAAUUUUACAAGGUGGAAUCACGGAGCUUUAAGUGUGUCUAUUUCAAUCAUAUUUUUGACAGUUGAAUUUCAAAGUUUCUGAUUUCAUAGGUGUUGGUAUCGAAAGUCCGAGAAUGUUCUCAACGAACGCAGAAUCAGUUUUGGUUGUUCUGCCUUUUUUCUUUUGAACACCGAGGGGCCAUCAGACGAAAUUCAUAACCUUUCUGGAAUAUCAGCAUACCAUUAAAGAACUACACACUUUCGAAAACUCGAUGCUCUAAAAAAAAGAGCGAUAGUUUUUUUUCUGGGCUCGGGUUAAAUAAACUUUUUUUUGAAAGAAGUUUUUCGUAGUGCAGUUUUUCGUAGUUUUCGUAGUCUUUUGUUUUUAUCACAAAUUUUGUUCCUCCAUCUGACAAAAGUACUCAGAACAUUGAUCUACACGCACUGACAGGCUGGAUUCCAGAGAGGAUAUCGAUACAGAAACCUGGCACCGAAUUUGACCCCGACAAGGUUUGGCGAUCUCUUUUUGAAGUUUUUGAGGCUGGGUCGCAGGUUUUCGAGAAGCUCUUCAGACGUAUGCAUCAGGGCGACUGCCUUAUAACUCUGGCGACGGGUCGGCUCAGCAAGGAAGAGUGCGACAGGGCGGGCUUGGUCGAAACUCACGCCUACGCUGUUCUCGACCUCCGACGUAUAGAUGUGUGUCUUCCUUUUUGAGUCUUGAACAUGAGUUUUGCAUACUUUUUUUUGGACUAUAUUCAUUUUUUUUUAAAUAGUUGAUAGUUGCGGACAUCUUAUGAGAAAUAGAUCAUCCUUUUAAUAAGAAAUGUUCGUCCAAACUUCAAACUUUUCACAAUUCACAGGGAAGAAAACUCUGUCCUCUCACUCCUAUUGGUAGGUGGUGAAAGGUAAUCUAGCUAGAUAUUCUCAGUGCUUAUUUUUGUCUUUUGUGAUUACUAGAUUUUCCAGGAAAAGCGUUUAUUGAAGUUGAAGAAUCCCUGGACACACUUGCGAUGGAAAGGAAGAUUUUCUGAAAAAGACUUGACUAGCUGGAAUCUUGAAUUGCGAAAGGCCCUCUCUUAUGAUCCUGAAAAAGCAGCAGAAAAAGAUGACGGUAAAACGUGUUUUUGUGCCAAAAAGGAAAAGUUAAAAGGUGUCUUUUGGAUUGACUUCGAGUCGGUUCUGCACUUUUUCGACGUGUUUUACGUCAACUGGGAUCCGGCCAUGUUUCCCUUCACAAGCGUCGUUCAUGCUUCUUGGGACGCGUGUACAGGACCUGUAAAGGACCUCUACACAGUCGGCGACAAUCCACAGUACAUCCUCACGGUCGAAAAUGGCUCUCGACCCGCUGCCGUCUGGAUUUUGCUUACCCGACACAUCACAAGAAUCGUGAGUGUCUCUCAUCUAUGAUUUGACUCUGUAAAACACGAGGAAAGUCCUCAAUUUUCAUAGCAAACAAAUUAAGGGGAUUUUGGUUCUCCAUGACGGUUCUAAAAACAGCUUCACGGAAUUUAGGUCGUGAUAUGGUUUUCUAAAGGCUCUUGUCAUCGAAAAAUAACGGAAACAACUUCAAGAGAGUAAAAAAGCGCCAAAAAAAACAAAGAAAACUAAAUGGAAACACAGUCUAAGACUGAGAAAAAAAGUUUAUAUUUUGAAGAUAAUUUUCUGAAUUGAGAAGAUAACCGUAUUGGAGGAAGCCAAAAAUUUUUUGCUUUUGGGUGACAGUGAAAUUUAGGAGGAUUUUGCUGAAAACAAGGAAUACAUCACUGUCAUGGUUUAUGACACUGGCAGGAAAGUCUACAUCCCCUGUGAGGAAGUGGACUUUUUAAUAAUAAAUCAUCAGAUUUAAGCGGAUCCAAAGCCCAUUUCGGACGGAGCGCGGAUCAACAGUCCUCACUAUUUGUGUCAACUAGUGGCAAGCAACUCCGGCACCAACAAGUACACUCUGGUCGUCGCGCAGGUUUAUUCUUCAUUUCUCUUUCAAUCCGUUUCUUCUUGCAGUAUGAGAAAACUACCACGAUCCGAUAUACGCUGAGGGCUUUCUCUACUGCCAAAUGUAUUCUCAAACCAAUCAUUUCUCAUUUCAAGCACACGAAAACGGUAAAGUAUACCCUAUUUGUGUCUUACUUGACUAGGGAACUUUUUAUGAAACUUUGCAGAAUUUUACUUUAGGCACUCUUCAUUUCGGAACAAGAAAAAAAAAUUUCUCGCAUUAGAUCUCUUUUUCGAAUUGGGACGCUUCAAAAGCUUGAAAUAGCGCUUUUUUGACCUAAUUUGCGUAUUUUGCGAACAUUGAAGCUCCAUAAAUCGAAAACGAGAUCUAUUGCGAGAAAAAAAAAACGUUUCUUAGUGAGUCAAAAAAGUGCGAAGUUCUCUAUCAAGUUUUUUUUUUUCCAAGGCUCGUUCCUUCUGUCCUUGAUACAUUGGCUCCAGCGAGCCGUGAACCGAGUGAAGUUUCAAUUUUAUUAUUCAACUUUGAGAUAUCUGCUGCGUGGGACGAGCACACAGCGGGUGGCUGUGGAAAUGGCGUGCCGAAAGGAACUGUUUUGUUCGUGAUUUCGAUCUACGCAUAACCGACUUUUUCCCAUUCAGAAACAACCCUGUGUUCGAGUUGAAAGUUUCUUCUGCGAGUGAUGAUAACACGGUUUUGAUUGAACUUAAGGCGCCCAAGCAGUACAGGUCUGUUCCGCUAGUUUCUGAAAGAGAAUUUACUGAUUUCAGCGUUGCUUUCGAUGUCAAACAAAUCUCUUCUGCCCGCACGACAUUCUAUGAACCUAAGCAUUCGGGAGCUUUCAGGUUCUUUCUGUUUAAAAUUUCUAGAAGUGAUGGAAUUUAUUGCGACUUAAAAGUGUAAAUUAUGUUACAAACUCGUACUCUUAUCCAUACGAAGGCAAGUACAGAAUAUGCUCAGUCCUCGAGAAGUGCUUAUUAACAUAAUUUACUGAAAAAUUAAGGUGGUUGGUUUUACUAAAGCUUUAUUUCGACCUGAAACCCUAGUUUUUUGAAAUUUCAACUAAUGCAGAAGGUUUUGACCUAACUCUAGAAAAAAUUCCGGAGAAAUUAGUGCCAGAGUUCAAAGAUUCUGUGGCCAUUUAUGCUCUUAUCACUAGAAGCAAAUUUAAGACCUGGAUAUACGAUACUGGAGCUACUUACAGUGCCCGCAGGAGUUUACCACGUACGGCCCAUGACAUUUAUUGUAAGCUCACGCACUAAAUGUUGACCUAAAUUGUUUUUCAGGCAAAUCAGAAAGGUCCAUUCAUUCUCAAAAUCGAUUCGACUUGCGUCAUUGAUUUGAAGCGGAUAAAAUAA